Molecule: messenger RNA, 843 nt
Organism: Musca vetustissima
Lineage: Eukaryota; Metazoa; Arthropoda; Insecta; Diptera; Muscidae
Product: calphotin-like
Exons: 2
Coding region: 1-843 (280 amino acids)
Source: RefSeq, a predicted model, not a curated record
AUGUUCAAAUUUGUGUCCUUCUUAGCUUUGUUGGCCGUAGCCGUGGCCACUCCAGGCUUCGUCUCGGAAACCCAUGUUGUCCAGCCUGUGUUGAGCAAAGUCGCACAUGUUGUUCCAACAUCUGUGUCACAUCAAAGCUAUAGUCAAGUCCAUAGCACAAGUCAUGUUGUUAGCCCAGUUGUGAAGACCGUUGCCGCUCCUGUUGUUCACACCUAUGCAGCUCCAGCUCCUAUUGUCAAAACUGUUGCCGCUCCAGUUGUCCACACCUAUGCCGCUCCAGCUCCUAUUGUCAAAACUGUUGCCGCUCCAGUUGUCCACACCUAUGCUGCCCCUGCUCCAAUUGUAAAAACCGUGGCCCCAGUAGUAAAGACUGUAGUUGAACCUGUUGUCCCCGUGGUCAAAACUGUUGCCACUCCAGUCGUCCUCAACUACUCAACCCCCGUGGUUAAGACCGUCGCCACUCCCGUUGUCCACACCUACUCUGCUCCAGUCGUUAAAACUAUUUCCACUCCCGUGGUUGCCAAAGCUAUAACUCACCACUCCAACAGCCAAAUUCACCACCACACCUCGGUUGUAUCGCCUGUUGUUAAAACCGUUGUUCCCGCACCAGUUGUUCCCGUUGUUCAUGCUGCUCCAGUUGCCAAAACUAUUGCCUCACCAGUUGUCCACACAUAUUCCGCUCCUGUUGUUCAUGCUGCUCCCGUUGUCAAAACCAUUACCACACCAAUUGUUGCCAAGGCUGUUACCCAUCACUCCAAUGUUCAGGUCCAUCACCACACCUCGGUCGUAUCACCUGUUGUUCAUCAUGCCGUUCCCUUUGUCAAGCCAGUAUAUGCCCACUAA